Boeremia exigua is the source of this 1218-nucleotide messenger RNA. RefSeq lists its product as uncharacterized. The record is from RefSeq and is a predicted model, not a curated record. Gene Ontology annotation, molecular function: oxidoreductase activity. Bases 1 to 1218 code for a protein of 405 amino acids. Lineage: Eukaryota; Fungi; Ascomycota; Dothideomycetes; Pleosporales; Didymellaceae. The transcript has 4 exons.
AUGAGCAUACGGACAGCAUUGAUCGUGGCUGUUAUAGCUGUCUAUGUGGCAUUGUGUCGAUCAUUAAGGUAUCGAAGGCGCGAUACUGAGCUUUCACAGCGGCCAUACCGCACCCGCGAGGAUUUCAAGAAGAUGACUGCCGAAGACGCUUGGCAGAUCCUCAAUUAUGUUCAGGGCUGCGAGUUUCCAUGGAUCACAGGGAAGGCGUUGUCAUUUGCCCUUUUCAAGACUUACGGUAUUCCUACAAUUUCAAAACUACUAUGUGAGACUCAACAGUUGGGCAAAGUCGAGUAUGCUGGAAGACGCUACACCGACACUAGCGUCCUGAUCGCAGAGUUCCUCAGUUACAGUCCUACUUCAGAGCGCGCCAACUCUGCCAUCGCUCGUAUGAACUACUUGCAUAGCAGGUACCAGAAGGCAAACAAGAUCAGCAAUGACGACCUACUUUACACGCUGUCAUUGUUCGUCUUAGAAGUCGAGAGAUGGAUCGGGCUAUACGAGUGGAGGGCGCUUACACCAAUGGAGAUCUCUGCUUUGGGCACACACUGGAAGGUCGUUGGUGAAGCCAUGGGUAUCGAUUACGCCACUCUCCGCCACGGCCCUUCUUCCUUUCAAGAUGGCCUAGAGUUUUUCGAAGACAUGAAAGAGUGGGCCAACGAAUACGAGAAAGAGCACAUGAUACCCAACAAGUUCAACCAUCAGUUGGCAGAGGAAACCACCCGCAUUCUUCUCGCUAAUGUACCUGAUGUGCUUAAGCCAUAUGGAAAGCAGUUUGUUGCGGCCUUGAUGGACGAUCGACUGAGACGCGCCAUGAUGUACGACGACCCUGCACCAGCCUACUUGAACAUUGUCAAGGUCCUCUUUGGGCUGAGGAAGUUUAUCUCGAGAAAUUUCCUUCCACCGCGACCUACUGCAUUACGAUAUAGCCUUGUCAGUGACAAGCCGGAUGCGAAGACUGGAAGGUAUUUUAUGACAGAGUAUGAGGACGAGCCAUGGUAUGUCAAACCUACCUUCGCUGCGCGCAACUCCCCUCUUGCAUGGCUGCGCUGGGUCUUUGGCAAGCCACAUCCUAAUGGAAAGGAUUACAAGCCUCAAGGCUAUACGAUCUUCGAGGUUGGGCCAGAGAAGCUGGAGGGUCGUGGCCUCGAUGAAUGCAAGGCAAAUCGCGACCAGCUUCUGAGCAAGGACCGAGGCAGGUGUCCUUUUGCGUUCUCGUAG